AUGGCAGCUCCUGUCCUGCCUUUGCCGCAGGUGAAGCUCGCCUCGUUACCUUCAACCCGCCUCACACCCGAACAGCAAUACUGGCGAACCUUCAAAGACCCUCUCCUCGUCCCCUCUCCAGCCAAUGGACCAAUCAACCUCAUCACACAGCCAUCUGCGCCGUCAUCUUCCUCCGUCUUCCCGUCUUUGACCCAACCACCAGAUAUCUUCACUGUUACAACCGGUGCUCGAGUCCAGAUCUACUCUAUUCGCACCCGGAAGCUCCUCCGCACAAUCACCCGAUUCGAAGAUACAGUAAGAGGCACAGAUGUCCGUCCCGAUGGCCGAGUGCUAGUGACUGGUGACGAUACAGGCACAGUCCAAGUAUUCGACUGCAAUUCUCGCGCGAUCCUAAAGACAUGGCGAGACCACAAGCAGCCCGUCUGGGUGAGCAAGUUCUCACCCGGUGAUCCUACAGCUCUGUUCACCACGAGCGAUGACCGCACAGUCCGCUUAUGGGACCUUCCCGCCGAGUCCAGCACCCGCACCUUCGUCGGCCAUUCUGAUUAUGUGCGUAGCGGUGCCUUCAUGCCUGGUGCCAUGGCAUCCUCUGGCCUGCUGGUGUCUGGCUCUUACGACCGUACCGUACGUAUCUGGGAUCCUCGUGUUGAGAGCCGCGCUGCUAUGACUUUCAAAAUGGCGGCUCCUAUCGAAAGUGUUCUACCCAUGCCGGCUGGUACGACUGUCCUCGCUGCGGCCGACAAUAAGAUUGCAGUGCUGGACAUCGUUGCUGGAAAGCCCCUUCACAUGAUCCAAAGCCAUCAGAAGACCGUCACCUCGCUUGCGCUCGCAUCAGAUGGCCAGCGGCUGGUUAGUGGUGCCUUGGAUGGACACCUCAAGGUCUUCGAGACCACGGGCUGGAAUACCGUAUCUGGCUCUAAGUACCCGUCACCUAUUCUGUCGCUGCGCGUUAUUAUUUCUGGUCUGGCAUACGAGGAUAAGCACAUUGCCGUGGGUAUGCAAUCGGGACUCUUGUCCGUCAAGACUCGUCUUUCCGGACAGCAGAAGGUCAAGGAGCGCGAGCGCCGCAAGGAAAUGCAGGCUCUGCUCGAAGGUAAAUUGGAAGAGCACGACCGUGCAGUAGCUAAGAAGAAGAAGCUCCGAGGGUCCGGCUGGGAGAAGCGACUCCGUGGACGGGACUUCAUCGGCGAGGGAGUCGACAUCGUGAUCGACGGCCAAGAGCGCAGGAAGGCGAAAUCAGAACAGGCCUGGGAAUACGAUCUCCGCAAGGGUGCCUAUGCGGUCGCGCUGGACAAGGUUCUCUCUGGGACCGAUAAAACUGCCCAACUCACGCUUUUAACCGCUCUACGUCAUCGCUCUGCGCUUCGCACGGCUCUCCAAGACCGUGACGAGACUGCUCUCCAGCCUGUGCUGCAAUGGGUGUAUAAACACAUUCGCGAGCCACGGCUUGUGAACAUAAGUGUUGAAAUUGCGAUGAAUAUCCUCGACAUCUAUUCUGGAAACCUGGGCCAGUCGGCUCAGAUCGAUAAACUGGUCGAGCGGCUGCAUACUCGUGUCCGCGACGAGGUUGAGCUUUCCCACCAAGCCUAUCAGCUAAAAGGGGUGCUCGAUAUGUUGAAGGCAUAG
Molecule: messenger RNA, 1626 nt
Organism: Penicillium chermesinum
Lineage: Eukaryota; Fungi; Ascomycota; Eurotiomycetes; Eurotiales; Aspergillaceae
Product: snoRNA-binding rRNA-processing protein UTP15
Exons: 1
Coding region: 1-1626 (541 amino acids)
Biological process (GO): positive regulation of transcription by RNA polymerase I; rRNA processing
Cellular component (GO): nucleolus
Molecular function (GO): protein binding
Source: RefSeq, a predicted model, not a curated record